AUGGGCGCCUUUGGAGUGAUCCUUGGGAGUUUACAUUACAUGGGAUUGUACAUUCAACUUAGUGCCCCCCUAAGACAAGGUGGGCAUGUCGAGGUAGAAAACCACAUCUCUACCAACGCUGUCUUCACUGAGGUCCCUCAUGAUAUCACAGCUCAGAGUGGAGAGGAUGUGGAGAUGGCCUGCUCUUUCCGCGGGGCGGGGUCACCAUCCUAUUCACUGGAGAUCCAGUGGUGGUACAUCAGAAACCACAGAGAUUGGACGGACAAGCAGACGUGGACAACCAAUCAGGUGGUACCUCAGGAUGAGUUGUCAAAGGAUGCUACUAAGAUCAGUGUGGUGAAGGUUGCUGGGAGCAACAUCUCCCACAAACUGCGGCUGUCGAAUGUGAAGCCAUCAGAUGAAGGCACGUAUGAGUGCCGUGUUAUUGAUUUCACUGACAGCAGGGCCCGCCACCACAGGGUGCGUGCAUACCUGCAGGUGGAGAGAGAGGGUGAACAUGCAUCUCAGCACCACCAGGGGGCGUCACCUUACAAGAAAGACCUCCGGCAGGAGCAUGACAGGCACCAUCACAAACCGGGCCGAGAGCUGAGGAAGAGGUCCGUUGACAUUACUGCCACUGACUGCACUGAAAGCUGUGUGCUCUAG
This is a messenger RNA of Chanos chanos (milkfish), 645 nucleotides long. RefSeq names its product V-set and transmembrane domain containing 2 like a (gene vstm2la). Bases 1 to 645 code for a protein of 214 amino acids. NCBI's taxonomy places the organism in Eukaryota, Metazoa, Chordata, Actinopteri, Gonorynchiformes, Chanidae. The record is from RefSeq and is a predicted model, not a curated record. The transcript has 4 exons. Gene Ontology annotation, cellular component: membrane.